AUGGAUCGGAUGACUACGGAUUUGAGAAAAUAUCUGCAUCGACGUAACCAAAUUACUUGGAACGAAAGAAUUAAAAUUGCUUUUAAUAUAAUAUAUGCACUUUAUAGAAUUCAUGAGGAGGAUGCCAUUCAUAGAGACCUGCAUUCUGGAAAUAUAUUAUAUUCACAACAUAAUAAUGAAUGGUAUAUUAGUGACCUUGGAUUUUGUGGCCCAGUAAACAAGUCACAGCAAGACAUAUAUGGAAAUCUUCCUUAUAUAGCACCCGAAGUUAUUUGUGGAAAAAGAUAUACUUUUAAAUCCGACAUUUAUAGUAUUGGUAUGCUUAUGUGGGAAAUUUCAUCUAGACAACCACCAUUUAUUAAUUAUGAGCAUAAUUAUUAUCUCGCGAUGAAUAUCGUUAAUGGUAUGAGACCAAAGAUCGUAUCAGAUACACCUAUCAGGUAUAAAAAUUUAAUGAAAAAUUGUUGGGACGCUGAUUCAUCAAAAAGACCCGAUAUUUUUGCGCUUUAUAAAGAAAUCCGAGAAAUCAUAAAACCUUUUAUAUCAAAUAACCUUUCUCAAUUAGAAAUAAUUGAUUUAGAAAGUAAUAGUAUUCCUAGCCUAGAAAAUGCUUAUGAAAGUAGCAGAUUAUUUACUAGUAUACAACUUCAAUCUUACAGUUUUCCUGAACCAAGGAACGUGACAGAAGAGGAACAAGAACAAUUUCAUAGUCAAUUUUAUAGCUAUAACAUUCCUUGUAAUAUUCGCGAUUUAGAUAAAUCAAUUUAUCAUCAUUCUGUAAAAAUAUGUAAUAAUUCAAAUGUUCCAGAUGAAUAUAAAAGGUUGAAACAACAAAAUAAAAAUAUUGAUGGUACGAAUAAACUAAAUUUUUAG
This is a messenger RNA of Funneliformis geosporum, 873 nucleotides long. NCBI's taxonomy places the organism in Eukaryota, Fungi, Glomeromycota, Glomeromycetes, Glomerales, Glomeraceae. The record is from the annotation of a GenBank genome assembly.